Molecule: messenger RNA, 940 nt
Organism: Pseudomyrmex gracilis
Lineage: Eukaryota; Metazoa; Arthropoda; Insecta; Hymenoptera; Formicidae
Product: probable chitinase 3
Exons: 3
Coding region: 1-936 (311 amino acids)
Biological process (GO): chitin catabolic process; carbohydrate metabolic process
Cellular component (GO): extracellular region
Molecular function (GO): chitin binding; chitinase activity
Source: RefSeq, a predicted model, not a curated record
AUGUACUUAACACUUUACCGACCGCUAGCGUUUCAACAGCAUACGCACGUCCGACCGGCCGCUAAGCCACGGAGCCGAUUAAUCGGCUACCGGUCGGUAAGCGUUGGCGACAAAAAGCCGAUUAAUCGGCUACCGGCCGAGGCGAUCGUGACCGACGUUGGUCAAACUGACAUCGAGUUAACAACUGUCACCGAAUAUCCGUCAUGCGAAUCUACCACAUCGCCGAGACCAACUUACAUACCACCUGCUACACCAACACCGCCAACAAUAACAACGACGACCGAUUCGGAUUACGACGACAGUAUCGAAAUCGAAGCAAGUCCACCGCCUCGAGUGGACUGUGACGGACGUUUGUUUAUACCGCACAAAAACGACUGCGGCAAAUAUUAUCUGUGCAACUUCGGCAAAAUCUCGGAACAAUCUUGUCCACCCGGAUUGUACUGGAACGAAAACCGAUGCGACUGGCCGGAGAACACCAAAUGCAAAAAUCCUCAAAUCAACAUAUUGCCAAGAUUCAGAAUUGCUGAGAAUGUGAAUGAAAAAAAAGUCGUUUGUUAUUACACGAAUUGGUCUUCGAAACGAGUUAGCGUCGGCAAAUUCCUGCCGGAAGAUAUCGACGGUGAGCUCUGCACGCACGUCGUCUACGCCUUUGCCACUUUGGACGAGGAAACAUUUACGCUGGACAUCGACGAUUCAGCCGAUCUUUAUAGAAACUUUCUUAGAAAAGCGAUGGAAAUUAGACGGAAGAACGGCGUCAAGGUGCUGAUUGGUCUGGGAGGAUACAACGAUUCGAAAGACAACAAAUACAGCAGACUGGCCGCUAGUUCGCAGUCGGUUAGAAACAAAUUCGUCGAUUACAUCGUGCGAUUCAUCGAGCAAUACAAAUUCGACGGUUUGGAUCUCGAUUGGGAGUUUCCAGUAUGUUGGCAGGUAUGAAGUC